AUGGGUGACCAUCUUCCAUAUGCCGCAGACGCGGAAUCUCCCCUAAAACCCGCCGAACUCCAAGUCCUACGCUCUCAAUACGAAAAAGAAGGCGAAUACGUCUCCCUCCAGACAAAAUUCAACUUUGCCUGGGGCCUCAUAAAGUCCACCCAGCGGCCCGAACAACAAGAAGGCGUGCGUCUGCUCACCGAAAUCUUCCGCUCGUCGCCCGACCGCCGUCGCGAAUGUCUCUACUACCUCGCCCUUGGAAACUACAAGCUGGGCUCGUAUGAAGAGGCUCGUCGUUACAAUGAGCUGCUUAUUGAUCUGGAGCCGAACAAUCUGCAAGCAAAGAGUCUGAGGCAGUUGAUUGAUGACAAGGUUGCCAAGGAGGGCUUGAUGGGUGCUGCUAUUAUUGGUGGGUUGGCUGUGGCUGCCGGUGUCGUUGGCGGCUUGAUCUUCAAGGGUGCGAGGUCUUCGAGGAGAUAA
This is a messenger RNA of Aureobasidium vineae, 468 nucleotides long. The record is from the annotation of a GenBank genome assembly. NCBI's taxonomy places the organism in Eukaryota, Fungi, Ascomycota, Dothideomycetes, Dothideales, Saccotheciaceae.